Gongylonema pulchrum is the source of this 3531-nucleotide messenger RNA. The record is from the annotation of a GenBank genome assembly. Lineage: Eukaryota; Metazoa; Nematoda; Chromadorea; Rhabditida; Gongylonematidae.
AUGGAAAAGAAAUGGGAUUUUUUAAAGUAUAAUGGAUGUGCGCAAAUUGCAGGACCUGAUGAUUCGAUAACAGUUUUCCCGGUGACGUCAACCCUGGAAAUAAGCAAUGUAGCGAAAAGGCACGAAGGGUCGUAUCGUUGUGUGGCAACGAAUGAUGGCAAGAUGCGCACAAGCCGCGAUGCACAGCUUAAGAUAAGCCCCGAGAAUAGCGUAGGAAAUGAAUUUUCGGAGCCUUAUUUUGUACUGGAGCCGCGAGGCGAUGUGGUGAACGAGGGCGAAGUGGUUGUGCUGGAAUGCCUGGUCAAUGGAUGGCCAAGACCAGAUGUUCGUUGGCUGAAAGGUUCAGAGACAGUGUCAGCUGAUGGUGAUAGGGUGCGUAAAUUGGGUUUGUCUUCGUUGAUGAUCAUGAAAGUCAGAGCUGAGGACGCGGGUGUUUAUACGUGCCGAGCAAGUAACAAUCAGGAAUCACUGGAUGCUUCAGCUACGGUACAGGUGCGUAAAUUGGGUUUGUCUUCGUUGAUGAUCAUGAAAGUCAGAGCUGAGGAUGCAGGUGUUUAUACGUGCCGUGCAAGUAACAAUCAGGAAUCAUUGGAUGCUUCGGCCACGGUACAGGUAAAAGUUGCGCCAGAGAUCACAGCAAAGCCACAGAAUGUUGUAGCGCAAGAGACAACAGAUGUCGAGUUUGCCUGUAAAGCAUCCGGCGAGCCAGGUCCGGCUAUAAGUUGGUACAAAAAUGGCGAAGCAAUCAUUGCUAGCGAGUAUUUCGUGAUAGAAGCAAAUCGUUUGCGCGUUCUUGGACUAGUACGAAACGACCAGGGCGUUUAUCAGUGCAUCGCGGAAAAUGAUGCUGCCUCGGUGCAAGCGAAUGCCCAGCUGAUUGUCGAUAACGCCGCUAAACAAAUGCAUUUUUUGCAGUUUGCUUGUGAAGCAUCAGGCGAGCCAGGUCCGGCUAUAAGUUGGUACAAAAAUGGCGAAGCAAUCAUUGCGAGCGAAUAUUUCGUGCUUCUGCAACUUUACGCUCUAGAAUUGCACGGAACCAAUGAAACGGAAACUGUUCUGGAGGAAACACCUAAUAACAGCACUGCAAGUGUUGUUGGAAGCCGUUUCGUCACACUUAUAUGGGAUCCUCCUGUGCAGAGGCAUGGUGCUGUGCUGGCCUAUCAUAUUUUCUACAAGGAGCAAGAUUCUUCAAGGGAGCGAAUGCUGAAUUCAUCGACGACAUCUUUGACAGUAACACCGCUCCAGCCAAACACCACAUAUUUCUUCCGUUUGGUUGCAGAAAAUGAAGCCGGCAUGGGCAAAUCCACUGCGCACGUCCUCAUCACAACAACACAGGAAAAGCCAAACACCACGUAUUUCUUCCGUUUGGUUGCAGAAAAUGAAGCCGGCAUGGGCAAGUCCACUGCGCACGUCCUCAUCACAACAACUCAGGAAAAGGCAGUUCCUGGUAAAGUUAAAAAUUUGCAUGCCAGUGCACUGAGUCCCGAGACAAUUGAAGUAUCCUGGGAACCGCCAAGCGGUGUUGGCCCUGCGCCAGUGCAGUACAAAUUAUUUUAUAUCAGGAAAGACCAUGAGCCCGGUGAAAAGGAAACACAGAUCGUGAUGAAGAAAACAUCAUACACUCUGCAUGGCAUGGAUAAAUAUGUUGAAUACAGCAUCAGAGUUGAAGCGGAAGGUGUUAACGGUGCUGGUCUGAGCUCCGAACCAGUAACUGUGAGGACGUUGUCUGAUUUGCCUUCUGAAGCUCCAAGUGACGUGCGAGCUGAAGCAGUUUCAUCUACCUCUAUCUAUGUGCAGUGGACACCGCUACCGCCGGAGGAGAGCAACGGCAUUUUGACAGGAUACCGAAUAAAGUAUAAGACAAAGUUGCGUGGUGCCAAAGGCAAUACUUUGGUGGUUGAUGGUAAUGACAAUUCAUAUACAAUAACAGGUCUCGAGCCUGGCACUCAGUACAUGCUGCGUGUUUCUGCUGUUAACCAGAACGGAUCGGGUCCGAAUUCGGAAUGGGUGCAUGUGGAUACACGACUAGAAGACAAAGACGAAGGACAGAACGGAUCGGGUCCGAAUUCGGAAUGGGUGCAUGUGGAUACACGACUGGAAGACAAAGAUGAAGGGCAGGUUGCUGGACCGCCAUUAUCCCUCAAAGUUUUACCGUCUGUGGACUCGAUUCAGCUUUCGUGGUUGCCACCCCGAGAUGAUAGCGUUAUGGUCCGCGGCUAUCUGAUUGGAUGGGGAAUAAAUAUUCCGGAUGUGGAUCAGGUGAAAGUGCCGGCCAACCUCAGGUUUUAUACAAUAGCGAAUUUGAAACCUGGACGUGACUAUGUGAUUUCGUUACGAGCCUAUAACGUUAUGGGAAACGGUUUUCCGAUCUAUGAGACGAUACGCACACUGUCGCCGGAUACGAAGUCUGGAAUGUGGCAGCAAAAUAGCGAAGGUUCCGGGCCCAGUGAAACACCGGUCGGCGUCCGAGCCUUAACGCUUUCAUCUUCAUCGAUCAAAGUUACGUGGACAGAUGAUGACCUGGAAGUACCAUAUUCGAGGCAGUAUACCGUGCGAUAUAGUUCCAGUGCGGAGAACGGCGGACAGCAGCGUUACGUGAAUACCUCGGAAUCAGAAGUAGUUAUUGAGGGAUUACGGCCGAAUACACAAUACGAAUUUGCAGUGAAGGUCAACGCCGGAAAAUCUUCGUCGAUGUGGUCGAUGACGGCAGUGAAUUCGACUUCGCCAGCACCUCCGUCAAGUGCGCCACGUGAUCUUACCAUAAUGCAGUCAACCAAUGGAGAUCCACAAACACUGAUCCUGAACUGGCAACCUCCCAAAUAUGCUAAUGGAGAUAUCCAAGAAUAUUUGGUGUAUUAUUCGGACCGAUCGGAUGCGCCCGAAAAAGACUGGGUUUUGGAUGGGGUGAAAGGUGAUCACCUCUCGAUCAAGCUAACCAAUUUAUUGCCACGACAAACGUAUUUCUUUAAAGUGCAAGCUCGAAAUUCCAAGGGAUAUGGCCCAUUGUCGCCAACGCUGCAGUACGUUCCAGGCGCUCCUCCUCCAAAAUUAUUCCAGGCUAUCGAUGCGAAUGCGGAUCCUGCUCGGCCAGCAUUCCCCCUCACCCCAGUUUAUUUAGGGAUCAUGACCACUGUUGCUGUCUUGCUGCUGAUUUUACUAAUCUCGCUGAUCUGGUAUAUCAGAUCGAAGAACAGCAAGAAAGCGGCUGCUUCAGGGUAUAUGCGUGGAAGGAAGCAAGCAGGGAAUGGCAAGGGACCACCGGAUCUGUGGAUUAAUCACAUGAAUGGGCAGCAGUUGCGUGAGCCUGGUACCUUUUUUCGCUAUGCUUCCACGUGUCCUGAAUUUUCUGUAAUGGAACUCUCUCUCGCAGCUAUCAUCAGUCAUCAAUUAGCCUUGAAGGGCGGCAAAGGACACCUCAGGUGGUGUACACUACAGCUGGCAGGCAUCAGGUAUUUUCAUGUUUAUUCCCAUUCAGUUCUGUUACCUCUUUCUCAAGCAAGACAUAUACCUUCCGUUGGAGUUAAAAGGUAA